Knipowitschia caucasica is the source of this 972-nucleotide messenger RNA. Lineage: Eukaryota; Metazoa; Chordata; Actinopteri; Gobiiformes; Gobiidae. The record is from the annotation of a GenBank genome assembly.
AUGACAGACAAGAACAUAAGUCUCCCCGCUAAGCUGAUUAAUGGAGGUGUGGCCGGCCUGGUUGGUGUGACAUGUGUAUUUCCUAUUGACUUGGCCAAAACACGCCUCCAGAACCAACAGGGUGUUCAGGUCUACAAUGGAAUGCUGGACUGUCUGGCAAAGACAAUACGCUCUGAAGGCUAUUUUGGAUGCUACAGAGGUGCAGCAGUAAACCUCACUUUGGUUACACCAGAAAAAGCCAUAAAAUUGGCAGCAAAUGACGUCUUUAGACAAAAGCUCUCAAAGGAUGGGAAGUUACCCUUGUGGGGUGAGGUCCUGGCAGGCUGUGGUGCUGGGACUUGUCAAGUUGUGGUGACGACGCCAAUGGAGAUGCUUAAAAUACAGCUGCAGGAUGCUGGAAGACUAGCUGCUCAGAGACCGGCCCAGGCACCUGCCCAAACUGCUGGACCAGCUCCAUCACUUGUGGCCCCAUCGUCAGUGCAGCAGGUCCCCCCUCAGAGGCCCUCAGCCACUGGUCUAACAGUGCAACUGCUGAAGACCCAUGGGCUGGCUGGCCUCUACAGGGGAGCUGGAGCCACUUUAAUGAGGGAUGUGCCCUUCUCAAUGAUCUACUUCCCACUUUUUGCCAACUUGAAUGAUAUUGGCCGGGAACAGCACAGUGCUGCUCAAAGCAGAGCACCAUUCUGGCAGUCCUUCAUGGCAGGCUGCAUGGCUGGCUCUAUAGCUGCUGUGGCUGUUACACCACUGGAUGUAAUCAAAACUCGAAUACAGACCUUACAAAAGGGUGAAGGAGAGGACACAUACAGAGGAAUAAUUGAUUGCACAAGGCGCAUCAUGAAGAGAGAGGGCCCAUCAGCCUUUCUGAAAGGAGCGACAUGUCGUGCCCUAGUCAUCGCUCCACUUUUUGGCAUUGCUCAGGGAGUCUACUUCCUUGGUGUUGGGGAAGCCAUCUUAGGCCUGCUGGGAGGGUGA